AUGCUGGAGACGGAUGCUGAGAAGCCGGGGCAGAUGCACUCGGAGGAUGGGAAGAUAGCAGCGGGUGACGCUCCUCAGGCCACAGAGGCACCGGCUCCGGCUGAGCCGUGGGAGGCUCUGGGAGCCACCAAGGAUCCUCUCCUGGCAGAAAAGCAGCCGGUGGCCACUGAAAAGGGAGAGGAGCAGCCCAGCUCCCUGGCAGCCUUUGUCAUCCCUGAGCUGCGGCUCGACAGCACCUUCAGCCAGAGUGUGGCGGGCAUGGUGGGCAGCACCACAGAUGGCGAGGAUGAGGAAGAGGAGGAGGAUGAGGAAGAGGAAGAUGACGAUGAGGAGAAUGAGGAGGAGGAGGACAGCGACGAGCACUACUUGGAGAGGAACGAGGCGAAGCGCAGCAGCAUGAUCGAGACGUCGGGCUGUCAGCCUGUCUACACGCUAAGCGUGCAGAGCUCCCUGCGGCGCCGGACCCACAGCGAGGGCAGCCUGCUGCAGGAGGCCAAGAGCCAUUGCUUCACCUCCGACACCACCCUCAACUGCUCGGACAGCCAGGGCACCAAGGGCCACUGGGCCCUGCCCUCCCCCAGGACCCUCAAGAAAGAGCUCGCCAAAAACG
This is a messenger RNA of Cariama cristata (Red-legged seriema), 610 nucleotides long. Its product is annotated as regulator of G-protein signaling 3-like. Lineage: Eukaryota; Metazoa; Chordata; Aves; Cariamiformes; Cariamidae. The transcript has a single exon. Gene Ontology annotation, biological process: signal transduction. Gene Ontology annotation, cellular component: plasma membrane; nucleus. The annotation marks the transcript as partial. The record is from RefSeq and is a predicted model, not a curated record.